Gongylonema pulchrum is the source of this 570-nucleotide messenger RNA. Lineage: Eukaryota; Metazoa; Nematoda; Chromadorea; Rhabditida; Gongylonematidae. The record is from the annotation of a GenBank genome assembly.
ACGCUGAGUGAUUUUUGGAAGGUACUGUCAGAGCAUGCCAGCUACAUAGGUACAGAUGACGAGUGGCUCAUCAAUCUUCUGCAAUAUUUCACAGUUAUACAUUAUUUGGAACACCGUAGUUUACCGAUCGUAUUUGUUGAUUUCUUGAAAAAAGCAGUAUCCAAAGAUACGGAGUUUGAAAUAUUGCUUGGACAUAUCGAGAAAUCAGAUUUGGCAUCCGCUAUCAAACAUGUCGGCGAAAACCUAAACAGAAACAGAUGCAAAUGGCCAUAUAUUGGCUUAGCCGUACCUGUGUUGCUUUGCCAUGAACGCUACGAGCAGGCACUGACGUUGUUGAAGGUCGCUAUCCCGAACGUGCAUCCUCUGUUCACGGGAACUUUAGCUGAGAAGUGUAUUGCUGCCAAAUGUGAAGCUUUAUUUGGUAUCCAUGAUGAGCAGUCCUUAAGAGAACUACGACAGGAAUUGGCAAAUCAUCAGACGAACAGUACUCGGUUGCUAAGAGACGUUCAGCUUUCGGUAGCUUUUUACUCUUUCAAAUUUCUUCACUUUUUAGAAUGUUGGAAUAAUUAA